AGGGGCCAGCUCAGGGCUGGCCAUCGAUGUUUAUAAAUGGGGCCUGGUCCCAAAAAAAGGUUGAGCAGCGGGGAGCAUGCGCUCCUUAGCCGCCAGGCACCAGCGCCUCGCUCUCCCCCUCCCCCGCCCGCUUCUCUUCGGUUUCUCAAGGGGCGAUGCGCGUCUGAGGAAGCUAGUUAGGAGCCCCGCGCCCACGAUGGUAGGGGCCCGGUGUCUCCUCUCCAAGCACCCAUGUCUGCACCCCCCACGGCCCGGCUGGGCGCUGGGCUGGCAGCGAAGGCUCACUCACUGCCAUCUGCCAGAGUUAUCACGCAAACAUGGGAUGAUUCCAGAUCGGUAUGUGAUGCCCUGGAAAGGAGACAUGAAGAACAGGCACUUUGCUUUAAAGCACGCAAAGCUUGCUGGGAUAUAUUCUGGAGCAGUGGAAGAUAGUCUGUUUUUGGAGCAUAGGGAACGACAUUGCCAUGGAGAAGACCGUAAACUCCUCUGGAAGAAAAUUUCUUAUGAAAUGGUGAUUCAGGAUGUUCCUUUGCAUUGUCCGCUCUCCAGAUACCAGAAGUCUGCAAUUGCUCAUGCAUGCCGGAGGAAACUCUGAUCUGUCUUUUUUCAUUUGUUUCAGUCAGGUUGGAACUGUGUAGGCCAUGAGGUUUAAAUCUGCUGCAAAAAAAACCCCAACAUGCUGUCAGUGCAAUUUUUUCUUCAAAGUAGAAUUAACAUUUUAAAAUAGAUUAGAUAUUCUCUUUGAAAUGCCAGGUUGUACCAGCCUGAAAUUUGACCUGCUUAGGCCCAUAGAAAAUUUUGACUUCAGCGUAUAUUUUAUCAAAAGCAUGUAGACCAGUGCUUCCCAAACUUUUCCUCAGCAUGACCCCAUUUAUGACCCCAUUUCCUCAGCAUGGCCCCUCACUUCCAACCCA
Messenger RNA from Alligator sinensis (Chinese alligator), 914 nucleotides. It is a transcript of the gene SPMIP10, whose product is annotated as testis expressed 43. Bases 77 to 595 code for a protein of 172 amino acids. The record is from RefSeq and is a predicted model, not a curated record. The transcript has 3 exons. NCBI's taxonomy places the organism in Eukaryota, Metazoa, Chordata, Crocodylia, Alligatoridae.